AUGCCACCAAGACGUUAUCGUACCCGUAAUUAUUCAAAUGAACGUAUACUCUAUCUCCAAAAGAAAAAAAGAGAAGAAGAAAUAGAUAUGCUAAAAUGGUAUAGAAAAGCAGUCAACGAGCAGGCCAACACAUCUAAACAGCAUACGGAAAAGAGUGAUAAAAAACUUGAAUUAGUCCAAGCCAAUAAGGAUCAAAAACUUAAAUUGGUCCAGACCAAUGAGAAUCAAAAACUUGAAUUGGUCCAGACCAACGAGAUCAAGCACCAGAAAGACGAAUGCUUGGAUAACA
This is a messenger RNA of Racocetra persica, 289 nucleotides long. The record is from the annotation of a GenBank genome assembly. Lineage: Eukaryota; Fungi; Glomeromycota; Glomeromycetes; Diversisporales; Gigasporaceae.